AUCAGUUUGUGUUUGAAGUUUACCUUUCGGUGGUGUCUAAAAGUGUAUACCAAGCUCCUCUUGCUCAGGACUUCCUUAGAGAGAGAGAUACUUAAGAAAACGUUCUAGUUCUCGUAUUAUUUCGUAUUUUAUUUUAUCAAACAAAAAUGAAGUGUGUUGUUGCUGUCUUGUUGAUCGCCGCCGUGGCUAGCGCUGUCCCCAUUGAGUAUGGACACUAUGCUGCUCCAGCCCUCGUGCACGCCGCCCCUGCCUACGUCCAUGCCCCCAUUCACAAGGCUGUGGUCCACGAACCAAUUGCGUACCCCAAGUACUCCUUCAACUAUGGCAUUAAGGAUCCCCACACCGGCGACAUCAAGUCUCAGGCCGAGGAGCGCGAUGGGGAUGUCGUGAAGGGACAAUACUCCCUCGUUGAGCCCGAUGGUUCCGUCCGUACCGUGGACUACACUGCCGAUGACCACAAUGGUUUCAACGCCGUCGUCCACAAAUCUGCCCCAACUGCCCACAAAGUCAUUGCCGCUCCAGCUGUCCACCUGGCACAUGCCCCAGUCCUCAGCCACUAUCUCCAUUAAGGCGGCCAUUCAUCUGUCUAAAGGCAUUUCAAUUACCAUAACACAUUAAUCGUUAAACGUCUCUCUUUCUCUAUUAUGUAUUUUUUUGAUAUGUAUUACCUGUAAGACAAGCGACGAAAGCAACUCAUUGCAUCACGAAGACAACGUUAUGCGUAAAGUUUAACCAACGCUAUUCAUCAUCAUCAUCGAUACUCUCCACCCACCACCAAGCAUUGUGUAGAGUUUAUACUUCCUUCUCUGUAGAGCUUCCUCCCUCUGCACAUUCCCCGUUUUUUUUGCUAUAUACUUUUCUCCUCCCAAUCCCUCUCCGUGAGAAUCACCCCCCAAGACAUCACCAAUAGAGCUUUUCGUUGUUGCAUCUGGGCAACAUGUGAUGGAUAGUGAGGGAAUGUAGGGUGUUUUAACUUGUGAUAAUCUCUCUUAUGAACUCUAUUAUCUAUUUUCAAUUUUUCUACACUUAUUUUAUUACACACUUUUCUUCCCUCCAAACUUUUCACAUCCAAAAGCACCUCGAAAGCUCCAUCCCGCAUGGUACAAGAUUUAGUGGAGAAAUUCUUCAUCUUUCGCUCUCUUUUGUCUUUGGCUCUACCUACUUCAGAGGAGCUUACGCCCCUUAUUAAACUUCUUGCUGAUCUCUUCUUCAGUGUUUUUUUUUACUUCCAAUCACUCUCCUACAAAAUGAUUAAUUAAAAAAAAUAUAUGUGGAGCAAUUUCUCCCGAUACACAAAAUACUCUCUAUUAUUUUACAAAAAAAAUGUGCAUAUAGAAAAUACAAGCAAUGUAUAUAACACAAAAAGCAAAAAAAUCAAAUAAAGUGUUGAAAAAACCAAAAUCUUAAAGCCACAAGUACUCUGCGUUGAUACCACUGCUU
Molecule: messenger RNA, 1440 nt
Organism: Lutzomyia longipalpis
Lineage: Eukaryota; Metazoa; Arthropoda; Insecta; Diptera; Psychodidae
Product: cuticle protein 8-like
Exons: 5
Coding region: 147-569 (140 amino acids)
Cellular component (GO): extracellular matrix
Source: RefSeq, a predicted model, not a curated record